GACAAAAAUUGGGAUAUGUUGAAAGAGUUCUCAAAUACAGCUGAUGAUGCCAACGCAAAGAAAGUGGAUUUAAACAAAGAAAACAAAUAUCCAGGAUGUCCUUUAAAACAUGACAAGCAGGACACGGAUGACAAAUUAUCAGAAAUGCCUUCAAAUCCUUCUGACACCGAACUUGAGGAAGCUGGCAUUUCAAGUGGAAGUGAAGAGGCACAAUCAUCCCUCAAUUCUGGCAAAAGAGUGAAAGUGGAAGAAAAGCUAAGAAAUAAAGCAAAUCUAUGGAAAAGGAAAUCUGAAGCAACGUCUCUGGCUUCAAAAGAAAAGACUACAAUAGAGAGUGUGUCAACACAAAGUUCCGGGAAUAAAACAACUUGCCCAAAAUCAGCCAAUGCUUCUUUUUCAACAAUAGAAGAAGUCAUGGAAAUGUUCACAUCACUUCGGUCGGAAAUCCGGAAAAAAUAUAUGAAGCUUCACAAAACCUUUCCAAAGAAGAUUUUCUUCGGUGUGAUGGAGCAUUCAAGGGAGUCACUGAUGCAAUUUGUGGAUGGAGCCCAUUUUGGUCAAAUAUGCUGUCAGGCAGUCGAGCUGAAAUCAAAGCUAAAAAUAUUAAUUGUCUCUGUGUUCAACAAAGUAGCAGACAACGGUAUUGUAAAACGCAUCUUUGACCAACAAGCUGUUGAUCUGAAGCAAAAGUUGUGGGCCUUUGUCGAUGAUCAAGUUGAGUUCUUACUCAAGGACGUUUACAUGACAUUGAAGAGCCUGUGUAGACCAGCAAAAACCUUGCCUGAAGAAAAUAUGUCAAGUGACACUGAAAGACUUUUGAGAUUGCCUCGUAAGAAAACGCAGACUCACAAAGAUACAAAAGGUGCUCUAAGCUCUGUGAAACACAGCAAACCACAUGCUGCUCCUCAUCAAACAGGUCUUGGUAGCAGAGGCAAAGAUAUAAGGAUUAGUCCCACUGGGAAGGAAAAAAGGCAUGGUCAUAAACCUAAUUAUGGCAAUAUCGAUCGAGGAGUUGACUGUACUCCUCAAAAAUCUCCGGUUUCAGAGAAACAUAAAAUGGCCUCUUUGGUAGCCUCACAAAGCACAUCCGUGCUUGAAAAAAGUGACUUUGAGCUUCUCACAGAGCAGCAAGCUACCAGUUUAACAUUCAACCUGGUAAGAGAUUCUCAAAUGGGAGAAAUAUUUAAGUGCCUCCUGCAAGGAUCAGACCUACUUGAAACCAAUGCAAUGAGUGCAGAGGGCACAUCAUGGGCUCUUUGUACGCCAAAGAAGAAUGGAGAAAGACUCAUCAGCAUUACAACUCCAAAUAAAUUUGAAUCUCCAUCGAAAUUUCUUUCUCCAACCAAAUUUGAUACACCCUCGAAACUGAUUGCGACGUGGUCUAGCAUUUUACCUCGGGACAUGUCACCCCCGUCCAGAAAUCGGGACAGACCAAAUCCGGCUUUAUUUGAUGAAAGUUGCUUGUUAGAGGUUCCAUCGGAGAAUCAAGCAACACUGCACUCCAGCUGUUUGUCGCAGAGAAAUUAUUCGAUUCUAGCUGAAGAUCUGGCAGUUUCUCUUACUAUUCCAUCACCUCUCAAGUCUGACAGCCACCUCAGCUUUCUCCAACCCUCCGGGUUACAUAUUGUAUCCACCCCGGACAGCGUCAUAAGUGCUCACAUUAGUGAGGAUGCUCUGCUCGAUGGUGAAGAUGCUACUGAACAAAACAUUCACCUCGCCCUUGACACAGACAACUCCAGCCUGGGAUCAAGCAACAGUGUGGCCUCAGAGGCAGCUCUCAAUACUUUUGUGUUGAAGCCUGAAUUGCCCAUGCAGGCGCUCGUGAUGGAGAAGUCCAAUGAUCAUUUCAUUGUAAAGAUCCGUCAAGGGAAUAUACAGACGGGUCUGAACGUCCCCACAGAUGAGACCUUAGUACAAACACGAACAGAAGAAGCCCAUCGAGGAGAAGCUAUGGCCGCUCGGAAAAGACGAGGCAAAUAUUUGUUCAACGAGAUGCAUAAAUAUGCUCAUCCAUGCAGUCUCUCUGACCUUUCUGAGGACCCUGUAACAUGCCGCGGUGUGUCAAAUGAAAUUGGCUUUACUGAAGAUCAUUUCAGGCUAAAAAAACAGGAUUUAAACAAUGGCGAGUCUCCAAAAGCUACUUUUAAAAUCGCUACGUACAAGGAAACUUUUCUUGAGAACACUCUUGGUGUUAAACUCAUGAAGGAUGAAAACCCAAAUCCAACAUUCGAUAUGGAGAAACGCAGUCCAGAUCCCUUCUGUCCUUCAGAAACUAAUCCUCCUAAAUCACAGAACAGCACCAGUCCUUCCACGCGUACUGAGCAAGGCAAUAGUGAAAGCUCAGAAAUAAUUCAGACGAGCCAAGAAAUGUCAAAGUGUUCAUACAUGCAGAGCGAAAUUGAGACAUCAAAGUCAGACAGAAUUGCAGAUGACACAAGUACAGCCACGGGAAAAGCCAAAAAGGAUUGCCCGAAAAGUAAAAAACGGAAAAAGCACCAAGAGCAGUCAAAAGCAAAGCGUCCAAGAAAGGAUGAAGAGAACACGAUGGAAGACAAUGCCUUCAGCUCCAAAACUGAUGUUAAAUCAAAAUCCUUACCUUCAUCCCCACAUGCUUUGUCUGCCAGGAAUGUCAUCAAGAAAAGAGGAGCUUUGGUGAUGACGUGGACCAGAGAUGAAGAUCGAGCCAUACUCGUUGAUCUGAAAACAAAAGGUGCUUCACGCAAAACGUUUGCUGCCUUGUCAGAUAAACUUAAGAAACCAUCAGAACAGGUUGCUCAGAGAUUUUACCAGUUGAUGAAGCUCUUCAAGAAGCACGGGAAUAUGAAUGCCUGAUCACACCCAAAGUCGUUUGCAUUUGAAUUGUUUUCCUGUGACUACAUUUUGAGAAGGUUUUAAUACACAAGAGUCACUGAAGUAUACCAAUGAUAUACAGCUAUGGAAUAAAAUUUGAGACCACCCUUAUUUUUUCAGUUUCCCGUUCUUUGUAAUAACUAAAAGUACAUUUCUUUGGACCAUUCUGGUCAUGAGUACAAAAACAACCCGUAAGAGCUGAAUUUAAGACCUGAUAGAGAUAUUUUCCAAAGGUUUACUUGAUAAUCCCCACAAUUACCAUAUUGUUAUAUAAUUUGGUCAUCCGUGUUUUUUUUUUUUUUUUUUUUUUUUUGUGGCAUUUCUUACAUGAUACACUUUUAAGUGGCGCCAGAUGUUAAAAUGAACAAGAAGUUGAAGGAAACAUGGCAGUCUCACUAUUAUUUUUCCAUGGCUUUAUAUACAGUACAAGUUGUAGAUGUUAUGUAUCGGUCACCAACAUGUUGAAUUGUCACUAAAUUCCUGUCGUUCUCCUGAAAGGCCUGACCAUCCUGACAACUAUUGUCAGCGUUUAUAGUAUAUUCCUGGCAUUGGAACUGAAUCCCCGUACCUCAAAAUUCUGCACUUUUUAGGGAGACCCAAAACAUGGCAUAUGUGCUCAAGCGUUAACAUGGCAUCGUCAAAGAGAGCCAGCCGUCUUAAGGUGAACAAUUUGCAAAAAUAACUCGCACAUGUGGACCGACUGUCGAGAUUUGUGGGGGAAAAAAAAUUAAAAACCCCUCAUGACAUUUACUAAAUUGUGACAGGAGGUUUUGGUACGAUGCCAGCAAUAUUCUGUUUAAUGUAUGUAAACAGCCAGUUUUUCAAUUAAAAGGCGUAUAUUGGCACUUAUAUAGAAUGUAGCUGUUUUUGAAUUCCAGGAGUGAUCAAAAUGAUUAACACUUGCAAUCAAAUGUGAAAUAUCCACCUCAUAACGUGUUUUGGUCAUCUUUUUGCAAUGCAUCAGGAACUAUUGCUGGGGGGGAGGGGAGGGGGGGGGGGGGGGAAUUGUAGUGGUUUUGUACUAGCCUGUUUAGGACGGCUUAUAAAGAUUUCUCGCCUUCCUUUGACUAUUAGGAUACGUUUAACCAUAUCUGAAGAAAAUGUAAAUCUGAAAAAAAUAUAUUGUAAUUUUUGUAAGAAAGGCCUGUUUUUUAGGCUGUUAUGUACAGGAGAAAAUCAAUACAUCAAUACAUUUUUUAUUUCAACAUAA
Messenger RNA from Hippocampus zosterae (dwarf seahorse), 4060 nucleotides. It is a transcript of the gene casp8ap2, whose product is annotated as caspase 8 associated protein 2. The transcript is spliced from 4 exons. Gene Ontology annotation, biological process: extrinsic apoptotic signaling pathway via death domain receptors; Fas signaling pathway. The record is from RefSeq and is a predicted model, not a curated record. Gene Ontology annotation, molecular function: transcription corepressor activity. Gene Ontology annotation, cellular component: PML body; mitochondrion. NCBI's taxonomy places the organism in Eukaryota, Metazoa, Chordata, Actinopteri, Syngnathiformes, Syngnathidae. The coding region runs from base 16 to 2832 and encodes 938 amino acids.